AUGCCAGCUGGAUUAAUAAUGCUCUGGUCAUCUGGUGACUCGUUUAGUGGAGAUUCCAGGAUAGCGUUGACGCAAUCAUGGACAACCCACCGACCCAUCAGCGUUUUUGAGAGCCAGCACUCUCCCUUCAACCCUUUCCUUCUUAUCCCAGAGAAUUUCUCACCAACAUAUCUCCUCCUGCUGAGGCACCACCCAUUGGAUUUCACUGUUAUGAAAUUGUUUUCGGAAUUCAGAUCUUGUUACCGUCCCCAGAACACUCCGGCAUCGACGGCGCCGCCCUCCGACACCGACGGCCACCGCGAUCCGGAUCCUGCUUCCCAGCGGGGCAGACUUCAGCGUUCGCAUUGGCGGCCUUCACUUUCCGUGAUCAUGGAGGAUUCUGUGGAUCAGCAUCGCCACACCAGCGUUGAUAAAAAUAACAAGUCUCAGAAGAAAUUGUUGGCUAAACCCAGAUCAUCGCUCAACACUAGCUGUUCCUUUCACACCGACACCCGCACGAGGAAUUGUAUUAUGCCGCCGGUGAUGGUGAUCUCUCCUUUCUCGGCUACACCGUACAUGUUUUGAGCUUCGCCUCUCAGUCCUGUAUAUAUUCGUGGUCAUUAAAUUAGCUUCAUCCGCUGUACAAGAUCGUUCCUCAUCUUGAGAGCGCAAAAGAAAGCCUCUCUAUUGCGGAUCUUUCUUUGUUAUUUUUUCCCAGUAACAGUUGGAUUACUUUUCCACUUUCUU
Messenger RNA from Neltuma alba, 726 nucleotides. RefSeq lists its product as uncharacterized. The transcript is spliced from 3 exons. The record is from RefSeq and is a predicted model, not a curated record. NCBI's taxonomy places the organism in Eukaryota, Viridiplantae, Streptophyta, Magnoliopsida, Fabales, Fabaceae. Bases 1 to 564 code for a protein of 187 amino acids.